Molecule: messenger RNA, 1556 nt
Organism: Tuber aestivum (summer truffle)
Lineage: Eukaryota; Fungi; Ascomycota; Pezizomycetes; Pezizales; Tuberaceae
Source: the annotation of a GenBank genome assembly
AAGGAAAGGAAAGGAGGAGAGGAGAUAGUGCAAAGAUGCCCGCGAUCCGACGAGAAAAGACCAAUUCCGCUGCCCCCAGGGCGUUCCAGGACCGACUGGAGUCCUUUGCCUUCUCGUCCGUUUCGACCCGUACACGGCCCACGAAUCGGGCCUCGGCCUCGAAGUCGAAUACACCGCCGGCCACGGACCAACAACCCGAAGAGGUGCCCUCCCCUGCGAAACCCGACUCCACGUCCAUAACGACGGUGACAAAGACGAGAGUCCGCGCCACGACCAAGCGGAAGGCUAGACCAGCGGCCCGCAGCGGAAAGCAGAAAUCCACUUAUGCCCCGCCCGAGAAAUACGCUCACCUGGGCGGCGUGCAGGAUGCCUUCUCCCCCAAUCUCCUGAGCGUCUUCAUCGGCCUGAACCCGGGGAUCACGACAGCCACGGUUGGACACGCAUACUCCGCGCCGUCAAAUCACUUUUGGAAACUCCUGCACAGCAGUGGACUAACGCCGGACCGUGUCUGCCCCUCGACGGAAGACAUACACCUACCGCGGAAGUACUCACUCGGCAACACGAAUCUCGUCGCACGCGCCACCCUGAACCAAGCCGAGCUGUCGAAGGACGAGAUGGAUGGCAGGGUGGAGCUCACGGAAGAGAAGAUCAGGAGGUGGAAGCCGGAGAGCGUGUGCAUCGUCGGAAAAGGCAUCUGGGAGAGCAUCUACCGCGCGAAGAAUAACGGCGCCAAGAUUCCCAAGGACAAGUUUGUCUGGGGGUGGCAGAGCGAUGAGAAUAGGUUUGGCGUGGAUGCAGAGGAGGGAUAUCCCGGCGCUAGGGUCUUUGUCGUGCCGAGCACCAGUGGACUGGUAGCCGGGUAUUCAAUGCAGUUCAAGAAGGAUAUAUGGAAAGUGCUCGGCGACUGGGUGCAAAUGAGGAGGAAGGAGAGGGGCGAGACGGCGCCGAGGCAGGAUGCGGAUAAUUUGGUGGAGGUGGGGGCAAGUUCAGGCAUUUGAGUUAAAAAGUAGUCUACCCAGUUCAGAAAAACAUUUACCGGUAUAAUUAUCCCCCAAUUAACACCGAUCGUAUUUUCACCUCCAAAAACCAGGUGGGGGAAGAAUUCACCCUAGCCGAGUAUUGUACGAGUAGAACUAACGAUACACUACUCGUACUGUUACAAAGAUGGAACACCCCACACUUGGAUCAACCGCCCGUCCGGGAUAACCUACGAUACAGCGCGAUACUCAACCUCCCCCCCCCUCGCAGUGACCGUCCGAAAGCGAGUGACGCACUAUGAAACCGUCCAUUAGAUGGGUAAGAGUGAAAGAAGGUAUUUUGAGUCUGUACAUUCACUCGUAUGAUACCGAUAGAAACACAAAUAUUUGUAAAAGGUGCCGCCGUAUGGGCCUGAAGAAGCUCAAGAGAAGCUUGGACAAGUGGAACAAGUAUCAUAAUGAAAAUCAAGUUUUGGAACAUUACGGAAAAGGGAAAAAAAUUAUUAAGAAAUUGAGGACCUGUUCGGCGUGUAUGUUACCGAUGAAGAGAUAUGGUAUUGCGUGGAUGUGGCUUACAGG